Molecule: messenger RNA, 1983 nt
Organism: Ipomoea triloba (trilobed morning glory)
Lineage: Eukaryota; Viridiplantae; Streptophyta; Magnoliopsida; Solanales; Convolvulaceae
Product: indole-3-acetic acid-amido synthetase GH3.6-like
Exons: 3
Coding region: 72-1877 (601 amino acids)
Cellular component (GO): cytoplasm
Molecular function (GO): indole-3-acetic acid amido synthetase activity
Source: RefSeq, a predicted model, not a curated record
UAUAUUCAUCUUCUUCUCCAUAUUUCCGAGUUUAUAGCUCUUCAAUUCUGAUAAUCUUCCAUUUUGACGCCAUGACUGACGCUUUAGCAAGCUCUUCAGAUGAAAGAAAACUCGAGGAAAGCAACAACAGGAUUCUCCAGUUCGUCGAAGACGUUACUACUAAUGUAGUGCAAAUUCAAGAAAGGGUUCUCAACGACAUACUCUCUAGUAAUGCCGGUGUCGAAUACUUGCUCCGCCAAGGCCUUAACGGACGCACUGACAGAGAAACCUUCAAGAAGCUCAUCCCCGUCGUGACAUACGAGGAUGUCAAGCCUGAUAUUGAUCGUGUCGUUAAUGGUGAACCUGCAUCCAUAAUUUGUUCUAAACCAAUUUCCGAGUUCUCGACAAGCUCCGGUACAUCACGGGGAGAGAACAAGCUGAUACCGAUGAGCGAAGAAGAACUAGAAAGAAAGUUACUCUUUUUCAGCCUGUUAAUGCCGGUGAUGAACCAAUUUGUGCCGGAUUUUCACAAGGGGAAAACCAUGCAUUUCCUGUUUGUAAGAGAAGAAGCCAAAACUCCAGGCGGUCUUCUGGCACGUCCACUUCUAACAAGCAUUCAAAAAAGGUCAUAUUUCAAGGAAAAGACAUAUAAUAAUCCCUACACAGAUUACUCUAGCCCCAAGGAAACCAUUCUAUGCACCGAUUCAUUCCAAAGCAUGUACUCUCAGAUGCUAUGCGGCCUCUGGUAUGGCGACCAAGUUCUUCGCGUCGGCGCCAUCUUCGCCUCCGCCUUCGUCCGCGCCAUUCAUUUCCUGGAAAAACACUGGCGCCUUCUCUGUCACGAUAUCCGGACCGGAACGUUGAAUCCCAGAAUUACAGACCCGUCUGUGAGGGAAGCCGUGGCGAGGAUCGUGAAACCCAACCCAGAACUCGCGGAGUUCAUUGAAAAAGAAUGUAGUCAAGAGUCGUGGAAAGGUAUUAUUCCGAGGAUAUGGCGUAAUACCAAGUACAUUGAUGUUGUUGUGACAGGUGCCAUGGCUCAGUAUAUCCCUACUCUCAAUUAUUUUGGCAAUGAUCUUCCCCUCGUCAGUACCUCGUAUGCAUCUUCCGAGUGUUGUAUCGCUGUAAACCUUAAUCCUCUUUCCAAGCCCAGCGAGGUUGCUUAUACCAUCAUCCCUACCAUGGCGUAUUUCGAGUUCUUGCCCGUUUCUCGAGAAAUCGGAGUGCCCGAACCGAACCCGGUUGAAGUUGUGGAUCUUGUAGAUGUUAAACUCGGGCAAGAAUAUGAGGUCGUCGUUACCUCUUAUGCAGGGUUGUAUCGUUAUCGUGUUGGUGAUAUUCUUCGGGUUGCGGGAUUCAAGAACAACACGCCGCAAUUUAACUUCGUAUGUCGGAAAAACGUGGCGCUCAGCAUAGAUUCCGACAAGACGGACGAGGUAGAGCUGCAUAACGCCGUCAUGAAUGCGUCCAACAUUCUUCUGCCGUUUGGUGCGUCCAUAAUAGAGUACACCAGCCAUCCAAACACGUCAACCAUCCCCGGACACUACGUCCUCUACUGGGAAAUCAGCCAGUCGUCGGAAAACGCAAUUCCUCCCCACGUUUUCGAGGACUGCUGCCUGGCCGUCGAAGAAUCACUGAACAGCGUUUACCGGGAGUGCCGCGUCUCCGACAAGUCCAUCGGGGCGCUGGAAAUCAGGAUAGUGGAGAACGGCACGUUCGAUAAGAUGAUGGACUACGCCAUCGCCAACGGCGGCUCGUCGAUUAAUCAGUACAAAACGCCGCGCUGUGUGACGCACGCUCCGAUGGUGGAGCAUCUUGACUCGCGAGUUAUAUCAAAUUAUUUCAGUCCUAAACCUCCCGAAUGGGCUCCCGGUCACAAGCAUUGGAGCACCAACUAAAAUCAAAAUGGCCUGGUACCUGGAGAAUUUACGGACCAUUAAUAAUGUUGUCACUUAAUUAGCAUGGAUGUAUGUUAAUUAAAUUCUAAUGCUUUGUGUUUCUGCA